Molecule: messenger RNA, 5337 nt
Organism: Arvicola amphibius (Eurasian water vole)
Lineage: Eukaryota; Metazoa; Chordata; Mammalia; Rodentia; Cricetidae
Gene: Kif24
Product: kinesin family member 24
Exons: 12
Coding region: 1-3990 (1329 amino acids)
Biological process (GO): microtubule-based movement
Molecular function (GO): microtubule binding; ATP binding; microtubule motor activity
Source: RefSeq, a predicted model, not a curated record
AUGGCCUCCUGGUUAUAUGAAUGUCUUUGUGAAGCUGAACUUGCACACUAUUAUCCUCAUUUUACUGCGCUUGGCCUUCAGAAAAUAGAUGAAUUAGCAAAGGUUACAAUGAAGGACUACUCCAAAUUGGGAGUCCAUGACAUGAACGACCGCAAACGUCUUUUCCAACUUAUCAAAAUCAUUAAGAUUAUGCAGGAGGAAGAUAAAGCCCUCAGUAGCCCAGAGAAUCCUCUUCAAACAAACAUGUACACUAAGCGUCGGGAGUUCAGAUCUGGCCCACGAAGACAACUGCAUUUUGAUUCUCCUGCUGAUAGCAAAGCCAGGACGGCCAGCAAUGAAACAUGCAACCUAUCAGACUUACCUGUAGAGGAGCAGAAAUCCACUUACCUGAAAGUGCUGGCACACAUGCUACCUGAUGACUCCCAGGACCAAACAAAAAUAAGAACCCUGAAGGCCUCGGCUGCUGAUGCUCUCGUGGGGACAGAAACUGACGCUGCGCUCUUUACAUCAAGUUACUUUUCUCCAAAACUAGGAAACAGUGAUAUUCCCAUGAUUCAAAGAGUCUCUCAUGUUUCAGGGUAUAACUAUGGAAUACCUCAUUCUUGUGUCAGACAGAUCACUUCAGAGAAUCCUUGGACUGAAAUGGAGAAAAUCAGAGUUUGUGUUCGAAAACGGCCGUUAGGUGUAAGGGAAGUUCGUCGUGGAGAAGUUAAUAUUAUUACUGUAGAAGAUAAAGAAACUCUGCUUGUACAUGAAAAAAAAGAAGCAGUUGACCUCACACAAUAUAUUUUGCAGCAUGUUUUUUAUUUUGAUGAAGUCUUUGGUGAGGCAUGCACCAAUCGAGAUGUGUACCUGAAGACUGCUCACCCGCUCAUUCAGCAUGUGUUCAAUGGAGGCAAUGCCACUUGCUUUGCAUAUGGACAAACAGGUGCUGGGAAAACCUAUACCAUGAUAGGAACUCAUCAAAACCCAGGAUUGUAUGCUCUGGCCGCCAAAGAUAUCUUCAGGCAGCUGAAAGUAUCCCAGCCAAAAAGGAACCUCUUUGUGUGGAUCAGCUUCUAUGAGAUCUACUGUGGACAACUGUAUGACCUCCUAAAUAGAAGAAAACGGCUCUUCGCAAGAGAAGAUAGCAAGCACGUGGUGCAGAUAGCUGGCCUUCGAGAGCUCCAAGUGGACAGUGUGGAGCUCCUCCUACAGGUGAUCUUAAAGGGCAGCAAGGAGCGCAGCACUGGGGCCACUAGCGUCAAUGCAGAUUCCUCUCGAUCCCACGCUAUCAUCCAAAUUCAGAUCAAAGAUUCAGCCAAGAGGACAUUUGGCAGGAUCUCUUUCAUUGAUUUGGCUGGCAGUGAGAGAGCAGCAGAUGCCAGGGACUCAGACAGACAGACAAAGAUGGAAGGCGCGGAAAUAAACCAGAGUCUUCUGGCUCUGAAAGAAUGUAUUCGAGCACUGGACCAGGAACACACCCAUACGCCUUUUAGGCAAAGCAAAUUGACCCAGGUCCUGAAGGACUCUUUCAUUGGCAAUGCUAAAACUUGCAUGAUUGCCAACAUCUCACCAAGCCACAUAGCCACAGAACACACACUGAAUACCUUGCGUUAUGCUGAUCGGGUGAAGGAACUAAAGAAAGGUGUUAAGUGCUGGGCUUCAGCCACCAGUCGAAGUCGGGCAUCUGCAAACUCCUCUCCAAAACGAAUUCAGAGCUCCCCUGUUGCCCUGCCAGGGGACAAGUGCUCCCCCAAAAAAGUUAAACUGGGAUUUCAGCAGUCAGUUGUUGUGGCCCCAGGCCCCACAAGAGUUAAAGCACAUCCUUUGGCCAGCCAUGCUCCCAAUAUCCCCUUCGCCUCUGAACCUGAAACCCCCAGUAAAAGGGAUAGCUCCCGAGGAAGUCCUGUCCCAGAGUGGGACGCAAAGCCUAGCCUUUGGAAAGGAACCGUGAGGUCUGGCCAUUUGAUCAAAAAGGGAGCAGAAGAGUCAGCAGCGUUGUGCUCUGAGAAAAGUCAAGUUGGCAACAAGACUGCCAUUGUGUGGGAAAGCAGGGCCUCGGGCCCCAGAGAAGGCAUGCUGCGUCUCAGGAUGCCUGCCAGAGGGAAGAAGGUACAGCCGGUGCAGCCAGUGCAGAAGCAGCUAUUGUCCCGAGCCCAGCUUCCUGGCAACCGCCACCACUUAGAAACCAAUCAGGACAGCAAGGUGGGCACAUCUGCCAGGCUUGCCCCUGAAGCUUGGACAAACCCACUUCCCCAGCAGAAGGAAAGGGAGGAACAUUUGCGAUUUUACCACCAGCAGUUUCAGCAGCCACCACUCCUUAAGCAGAAGCUAAAAUUCCAGCCACUAGAAAGGCUUUUAUGUCAGCAUAGGCCCUCCGAAGGUCAGCUCCCAAAUGAGACCGUUUCUCCCCUCCACUCUAAUCCUGAGAGCCAUGAUGGAGCCCAGGCUGAGGACCUGGACGACAGUGAUUUCAGUGAGGAUUCUUUUUCACAUGUGCAGAGGAGCACCUUGGAGAAGAGCGGAAGCUCUUUCUUCCUUCAUCAGAACAGGGUGCACAGCCCUGAGGAGCAGGGGGCAGAAAGGCAGCAAUGUUUGCGUUUCAGCUUCGAGACGGAUGGUGAUGAGGGAGGAACUGACAGAUGGGUGUGUUCCAGAGGCCCCAUCAUAAGCCACCGAAGAGGAGCACUCAGCCAGAGCCACAGCCCAAGUAAGGUGUGCUCGGACUGCAGCAAGGAGGAAGACUCUGCCUCCUCAGGACCUUCCCCCAAGGACGACUUGGCCCAGAAGCCACCCUGCUCACAGGUAUAUUUUGUGCAUCACCAAGAAAUGGGUGGAGCUCAAGCCUCUGACAUUAGACCUAAGGCCUUCAGAAGUGAGGUUCCUGGGCAAGCUGAGAGCAGCUUGCCAUCCCCAGAAAAUGGGUUGUCUUUGCCACUAUCCCCAGAUGAAAGAGCCAUCAGUGACGACAGAGUGACUCAGGCAGCAGGAACAGUGGACAGCAGUGCUCCGCCCCAAGAAGACUCUAGAGAGCAGUUACAUAUGGGCUCUGCGAAUGCUUCUGGACUCAUGGCUCCUCUCACUAUGUCCCUCUUGGAGACCCCCAGUCAGGAGGACUCUUCUUCCUUGGAGCAGAUUGCCCAGGACAGAGCUGAGCAUAGUCUCCUGACUGAGAUCAUAGGAGGGCCUGCAGUGGAGCACACAGUACCCCCUUACAAUCCAGAGGCUGCCUUGCCAGUAUCUUCAGCAACUGCGCUCCUGUGGCUGUCCUCAUCUCCCCCUGACAAUCGGCCUAGUGGUGAUCUUCCAGCUCUUUCCCCAUCGCCCAUCCGUCAGCACUCACCUGACAAACUGCGCCAUAGGGAGGCUGACCAGAGCGGGAGGCCUGUACUCGUGGCCCAGAGUCCUGUGGGCAGUGAUCUGAACGGUGACAGUGGUGAGGAGACUGGACAGGGGGGCUCCUUGUCACUCCCUCGGAAGCCCUGCUCCAUCACACAUGCUGGAGCACCCUGUUCUACACCCUUGCUCACCUCAUGUACAGGAAGUAGUGAUGUAGCUGGCGGUUCCUGGGCCCAGGACAGAAAACACCCUGCAGGGUUUAGCUGGCAGGAGCUUGUUUCCUCCACAGAUUCCAUCAAGCCCUCUUAUGAGGACAUCUUGUGGCUCAAGCACAGGCCAGUCUCAAAGUGCUUAGCAUCAGACUCUCCUGUGGUCCCCAGCUGGUCUCUCAAGGCCUCAGGGACCCUCUGUCCACUUACGCUGGACCAGGCACAGCAGGUGAUCAUCCGUGCACACCAGAAACAGCUGGAUGAAAUGGCUGAGCUGGACUUCAAGGAGGAGACCUUAAUAACCCAGAUGGAUUCUAAUGAUUUUGAAGAUUUUGUGAUCCAGCUGGAUGAACUCAUGGCUUUGAAGUCUAAGUGCAUACAGAGUCUGAGAAGCCAGCUCCAGCUGUACCUCACCUGCCACAGGCCAGCUGCAGCUCCCAAGAGAACCGUGCUGUCUUAGGAGAAGGGCUCACCCUGGGUAGACAUUGCUGUGCUCUCUGGAGCUGGAAAAGGCUCUGCCAAGGCCUUCCUGGAGUCAGACAUUCCCUGUCCUACCUCUUAGCUUCAUUCUAGCCAUACAUGACCUUGGAUGGCCACACUACUCAGGAACAGACCUCAUCUUACCUCAGCUCCAACUAUAGGACCCCUGUAAGAAAGGACCAGGUUGAAGACCUUCAUGUCCCCUUCUGUUUGGGGCUCAGAGUAUCUUUGUUGACCUGUGUCGUCUGUAGGAACAUAUUUGGUCUAACUGUACAUGUUCCUAAGUUUGAGGAUGAAAUCGGGCUAUUCACUGGUAACCUGGAAAUCAGAGGUUAGGACCACACACUGAGCCAACAACCUUAUUCCUGAUUUAUGUGCCUUUCUAUCUUCAAAGGCUACAGCAUUGGGGCCAGCCAGGCACUUGGGUGAGCUUCUUCCUCCCCACCAGAGUGGAGAUGUCGUUCUGGAAAACAAACUGGCAACUGUUGAUGCCUUAAGAGUACAACUGGCUUGGCGGUAGGCUUUCUGCUUACAGUGCCCCUCCCUGAAACUCUGCUUUGACUUAGAGGAUGCUGCUGAUGGUGGCAUGUUUUUCUUACUCGCUUUUUGCUAAAACAGCCGGCCUGUGGACAGUACCUACUAGCCCUCCUCACUCCCAAUCCUCUGAGUGAUUAGACAGGCUGGAGGGUCUCAGGCAAGUCCAUUGCCUAGGCUUGACUCUUCAGGACACCCGGGCCAGACACAUGAGGAGGACCUUUGCUAUGGGUGUCUUGGCACCGAGUGUAUGUAUAAUCAAUAGUCUGGACCUUCUGAUACAGGAACAAACAUACUGUGCUCUUUAAAUGAAUUCUUGCUGUUAUUACUAUGUGUGGGCCAGAUGUUAUUAGGUACCCACAAUCCUCUGCUGUUUCACUAUUGAUUUUAUCUAAUUAGCCAAGUUCCAUGGGUCCUCCUGUCUUGGGGCUCUCUAUGUGGACCAGCUCACAGAGAUCCCGCUGCCUCUGCUCCCCAAGUGCUGGGAUUAAAGGUGUGCACCAGUACCCCCAGCUGCUAGAGAUCCAACCUCAGCGCUCAUGCUUGCACCUUAAGCACUUUACUAAUGAACCAUCUCCUCUGUCACCUUUUUAACAGAAAGGACCUCAAGGAAAACAAAGAGCCUCCAAGAGUCCGUUAGCUUUGGAGUUCACCUGAGAUUCAUAUGUGAAUUUAACAACCCAUAAGGAAGUUUUAAGAGUUAUGUCUAAAAGGCCAAGAUAAACCAGAUAUGGCAUUGCUCACUUAUAAUUUCAGCAUCUGGGAGGCUGAGGCAGGAGGACCUUGAAACCAA